Messenger RNA from Paramecium tetraurelia, 663 nucleotides. RefSeq lists its product as uncharacterized. Lineage: Eukaryota; Ciliophora; Oligohymenophorea; Peniculida; Parameciidae. The record is from RefSeq and is a predicted model, not a curated record. The transcript is spliced from 3 exons.
AUGUUCUUGUUUGAAAAAAAGUCGUAAAGAAAUAGUACAGAAUAGUAAUCAUUAAAAAGGUUACAAAAUGACAUGCUUGAUGAAAAAUUACAAGAAUUUGAUGAUGAUACCUGUGAAAUUAAUUUUAAAAUGGUUAGCUCAAUAUUAUAAAUUGUUAUGAUUCCAAAAAUUGGACCUUAUGGAUUUAAAAAGUUUUUUUUUUUCCUUGAUUUUAGAAUAAAUUACCCUUAUUCUCCUCCUAAAAUAUAAGCAGAAUCAGAUAUCCCCCAUCCAAACAUAGAUAGGAGAACUUAAACGUUUUAUUUAUAACUUCUGGAACCACAGAAUUGGAGACCAAUUUAUGGUUUGACUGAUAUCAUCAAAGCUAUGAAAUAGACAUUAAUUUAUGUAGAUUUCACACACAUACCAAAUGAAGCUACUUGCCUCUUAAUGGCUCAAAAAAUAUUAUAACAAAAUUAAACUCUUCAAGAAAUUGAUUUCGAGUUGAUUCAUUUUGAAAUUAGUGACAAUUUUAAGAUAAAUUUUGAAUUAAAUGCAAACGAAUUUUCUAAUGAGGAAUAUAAUUACUCAAGAAUUUCUUAAGAACCAGCAACUAUUAAUUUAUUAAAAACAUAAAGACAUACUUAAAAUGAUAGAAUCAUUUUUAAUAAUAUAAAAAGUUGA